AGAGAGAGAGAGAGAGACAGACGUUGAAUUCCUGGGGAAGUUAGCCUAGUUUGGGAUGCUAUGAAAAUGACCGGAGCAAUGGAAAGUUCCUUCAAACAGGCUUUGAAGAAGCCGCCCUCCCUGCGGACCGCGGAGGACCUUCACACCAUCUACUUCCACCUAUACCACAUGGACAUCCUCUCUCACCUCAGGGAACAUCAGCUAAGGUCUAUGUGUACGUCUGCUAGGUAUGAGAGACAUGAGGCCAACCACGUCCUGUUCUACCCAGACAGUGUGGCUUGCUGCUGGUACAUCCUGCUCUCUGGUUCUGUAUUUGUCAAGGAACACAUGUACCUGGCGAGGUGCUGUUUUGGCAAGCAGCUGGGGGGCAGACGAGGCUGUGAAUGCAUCACUCUGGAGCCGUCAGAAAUGAUUGUGGUGGACAACAGCAGCGAGGGGGAGGAGGUCGCUUUACAGAGGGAAGGUUCCCAGAGGAGGUCACGGAGGCGCUUUAGGCGGGUCAACCCCCGGGGAGAGAGGGAAAUCAUCACGGACGGCCAGGAUCCCACGUGCUACAACACGCUUCCUGCGGACCUCAAUAAGAUGCACCUGACAGACCACGCCCACCCGCAGGUGAUGCACAUGCCUCCCAGCCAAUCAGGUUGCAGCAUCGCCAGUGACUCGGGGAGCAGCAGCCUAUCAGACAUUUACCAGGCUACAGAGAGUGAGUUGGGAGAUGUAGACCUGUCAGGGCUACCGGAGACGGCAGUAGACAGUGAAGAAGAGGAAGAGGAAGAUGAGGACCUGGAGAGGGCCUCGGACACCCUGCUGGGCCGAGAUCUGGUCCGAGAGUGUCUGGAGAAAGACCCAGCUGACCGAAAUGACGAUGAUAUCGAACAACUGCUGGAGUUUAUGCAUCAGCUGCCAGCCUUUGCCAACAUGACCAUGUCGGUGCGGAGGGAUCUGUGCACCGUCAUGGUGUUUGAGGUGGUGGAGCAGGCCAGCACAGUCAUUCUGCAUGACAAGCAAGAGCUUGACCUGUGGUACGUGAUCUUGAAUGGGGCUGUGGAGAUCAGCCACCCAGAGAGCCGGGUUGAGACUCUGUGUAUGGGUAACAGCUUUGGUAUCUCCCCCUCGCUGGACAAGCAGUUCAUGAAUGGAGAGGUCCGCACCAAGGGAGAUGACUGUCAGUUCGUCUGCAUCGCCCAGGAAGACUACUGGCGCAUCCUUAACCAUGUGGAGAAGAACACACACAAAGUGGAGGAGGAGGGGGAGAUCGUCAUGGUGAAGGAGCACCGCGAACUGGACCGCAGCGGGACACGGAAAGGACACAUUGUCAUCAAGGGAACCCCAGAGCGCUUGAUCAUGCACCUUGUAGAGGAGCCAUCAGUAGUGGACCCCACCUACAUUGAGGACUUCCUGUUGACCUACAGGACCUUCCUGUCCAGCCCUAUGGAGGUCGGCAAGAAACUUCUGGAGUGGUUCAAGGUUGACAGUCUCCGAGACACAGUGACAAGAAUCGUGUUGCUUUGGGUCAACAACCACUUCAAUGACUUUGAGGGCGACCCUGCCAUGACACGCUUCCUGGAAGACUUUGAGAAACAUCUAGAAGCGACAAAAAUGAAGGGCCACCUUCGGCUGCUGAAUAUAGCAUGUGCAGCCAAGGCUAAGUGGAGGCAGAUCACACUCCAGAAAGCCUCCAGGGAGUCCCCUCUCUACUUCAGCCUGCAGGGCGGCAGCGAGAGGUGCUUUGGCAUCUUUGUUGAGUCGGUGGAGGAGGGCAGCAAGGCUAGGGAGGCGGGCCUCAAGCGUGGAGAUCAGAUCAUGGAAAUCAAUGGUCAGAACUUUGAGAACAUCUCUUACGCCAAAGCUGUCGACAUCCUGAGGAAUAACACACAUCUCUCCCUCACUGUCAAAACCAACAUAUUUGUUUUCAAAGAGCUCUUGAGCAGAAUAGCACAUGAGAAGAAGAAUGGCGGUCCGCACAUCCCUAAGAUCCAGGAGAAGAAAGGGAAUCGCUUCUCCAUCCCCGAUCUUCCUGGGGACAUGGAGUUCCCCACUGACCACAAGAGCACCAGGAAGAUGAAGGCCAACACCGUGUCAGGAGGACGCAACAAGAUCAGGAAGAUGCUGGAGAAAACACGCUUCAGUAUACUGCCGCCCAAGCCCUUCAGUGAUGGUGGGGUGGGCCAGUCUCAGGACGACAGCAUUGUGGGCACCAAGCAGUGCCGUCACAGCGUGGCCAUUAUGCCGAUACCCGGUAGCCUGUCAUCUAGCAGCCCUGACCUGCUGCAGCCAGCCACCAGUGUCCUGGACUUCUCCAACCCAGCAGACAUACCAGACCAGGUGAUCCGGGUGUUCAAGGCGGACCAGCAGAGCUGUUACAUCAUCAUCAGCAAGGACACGACGGCUAAGGACGUGGUCGCCCACACCGUCAACGAGUUUGGCCUGCUGUCCUCCCCGGAGACCUAUUCCCUGUGCGAAGUGUCCAUCAGCCCCGAGGGAGUCAUCAAGCAGCGGCGCCUGCCCGACCAGCUCUCUAAACUGGCUGACCGCAUCCAACUCAACGGCAGGUACUACCUGAAGAACAACAUGGAGACUGAGACUUUAUGUUCGGAUGAGGAUGCCCAAGACCUCCUUCGGGAGAGUCAGAUCUCCCUUCUCCAGCUCAGCACGGUGGAAGUGGCUGCCCAGCUCUCCAUGAGAGACUUUGACCUGUUCAGGAACAUCGAGUCCACAGAGUACGUGGAUGACCUGUUUAAGCUGGACUCAUCGGCAGGGAGCGGCCAUCUCAAACAGUUUGAGGAGGUCAUUAACCUGGAGACCUUCUGGGUCGCAACAGAGAUCCUGAAGGAGCCCAAUACGCUGAAGAGAAUGAAGACCAUCAAACACUUCAUCAAGAUCGCCCUCCAUUGCCGGGAGUGCAAGAACUUCAACUCCAUGUUUGCUAUUAUCAGUGGUCUGAACCUGGCGCCGGUUGCUCGGCUACGGAGCACAUGGGAGAAGCUGCCCAGUAAGUAUGAGAAGCUGUUCGUGGACCUUCAGGACGUGUUUGACCCGUCACGGAACAUGGCGAAGUACCGCAACGUCCUCAGCAGCCAGAGCAUGCAGCCUCCCAUCAUCCCCCUGUUCCCCGUGGUUAAGAAGGACCUCACCUUCUUGCACGAAGGCAACGACUCCAGUGUGGAUGGCCUGGUGAAUUUCGAAAAGCUGCGGAUGAUUGCCAAGGAGAUCCGACAUGUCGUGCGGAUGACCUCAGCCAACAUGGACCCUGCCCUCAUGUUCAGACAGAGGUCACUGAGUCAAGGCAGCACCAACUCCAACAUGUUGGAUGUGCAGGGAGGUGCCCACAAGAAGCGGGUCCGUCGCAGCUCGCUCCUCAAUGCCAAGAAGCUGUACGAGGAUGCCCAGAUGGCCCGCAAAGUGAAGCAGUACCUGUCCAACCUCAGUGUGGAGGUGGACGAGGAGAAGCACCAGAUCAUGUCCCUGCAGUGCGAGCCUGCCUACAGCACCCUGUCUAAGAACCUGAGUGAUAGGAGGUCUACCAAAUCGGACAUGUCCCCUGUGUCCUUGCGGUCUGCUGUGCCCUCGGGAAAGGCCCAGAACAGGGUGUCUCAGGUCCUCCAGGUCCAGGUCCCACUGUACCCACUACGGAAGAAGAGCGCGGCCAAGGACAUAGGUCCACCCAACUCUAAUUCUCCUCAGGUGGUAAAGAGACCGCCAGUGAGCUCGGCGGAGGAGUGGAGCACCAAGAAGCAGGCUGAAGACGCCGUGUCCACCGUCUCUUCCCUUCACUCCAGCCCCACGGUGUCCCCGCAGGGCUCUCCACGCAAAGUGGGGGGUGUGCCCAAGUCCCAGAACUCCAGCCAGCUGAACCUGUCAGGCUCUUCGUCAUCACUGACCAGCGACGCGAGCACUAAGGCCGGUACGGCCAGUCUGCGCAGCUAUGGCAUAGGCUACGCCCUCCUGCCAACUGGGAAGGCAGACAACUUGUCGGACUCCAGUCACAGCGAGAUCUCCUCUCGAUCCAGUAUCUGUUCUGUGGACUCCAUGCCCACUCCUGGGCCUGAGGAUAGAUGUAAUAGCAGCAACAAGACCUCUAAUACAAUAGCUACUAUUAAUUUGCCUGUUGCUGCUGCUGCUUCUUCUUCUACUACCACCACUACUUCUAGCACAGCUUCUGCCAUGGUGGACAGUUCAGUGACGACGCACGUGCUCCCAAAUGUCGACUAUAACCUGCCAAGCACAAGCUCAUCACCAUUAGCUCGUGGCUGUGUGACACGCGGCUCUACCUUCGCCUCCUCCAUCUCCACAGAGGAACUGACCCCGGACCACAUCUCGCAGGACUCGGUGGCAGACAGCGGCCGUGGCAGCUGGACCUCGUGCUCCUCUAACUCCCACGACUCAUUCCAGAGCCUCCCCACCUCUUCCUGCCGGCUCUGGGACCACGGCAUCCAUGGACCCCCGUACGCACACCCUCUGCCGCACACACACCUUGGAGGCUUCAGGCACACGCAGCUGGCCAGCUCCAUCGCUGAGGUGGAGGCCGGUUCGGCGUGGACGAGCGUGGCGGCGACAGGGAGGGUGAACGAGGACGCCAUAAAAGGACACACCAGAGACGCCAGCUCAGAGCUUUCUAGUCAGUUGCGGCAGAGCUGGGCAUCAUCCAGCUCGCUGUCGGACAACUACGAGGGGAAUUAUGGGACAGUGAAACGCCGCAACACCUCGGAGAACCCCUCCUCGCCAACCAGUGAGGACGGUGGACAAAGCACAGACCCCGCCUACAAAACGGUGACCUCAAGCACAGAAAAGGGCCUAAUAGUAUACUGUGUCACCUCCCCUGCCAAGGAUGAGCGUUAUCGAGCUCCCCCUCCCACCCCUCCAGGCUACCAGGGGCUGGCCCUGGGGGACCUGGGCCUCUCAGACGGCACUGUGCCGGGAGCAGGCCUGCCCAGGCCCCCUCACCUCCGGCCCCCAGAGUACAGCGUGGCCCUGCAGAGGAGUAAGCUGCUACAGAGCCCUGGAGCGGCAGGCGGACUAGCGGAGGCUCGCAGGCUGGUCGGAAGUCACCAGAACCACCACCAAAACAACCACCACAACCACCACCACCAUCCUCACGCCAAGGAGGCUCGAACUUCAGGAUUCACACAGGGCCAGAACCAGGGCCACUCCAGACCGCCCAGCGUCUGUCUGCCCCCCCAGGGGCUAGCUGACAGUGAAGAUGACGAACAAGUUUCCGCUGUGUAGAGAUAUGAUGUCUUCCGCACAUGCAUGCACAAACACAAACAGCCCAAAUAAGACAAACUCUCUGAGUCGUGUUGGAUGGGCUGUGGACUAAGCUAGCGGCCCGCUAUCCUCACUCCACAGAGCGCACACUCCAGACCCACCCCACACCUCGCUCACCACAAACCCCACGGACCAUAUCGCAGCAGCCGCCAGCCCAGACCAUCGCCACCUGUCUUCGCUGCACUUCACAGGAUCUGUAAACUCAUCUCUCUUUAAAUCCAUUUUCAGAAGAACAACGACACACGCCAAAAAAACAAAAAACAUUUUGAAAGAACUUGAAAAUUAUGAUGGAAAGAACAAAGGGGCGGUGUAAUGAUGACACGUCACAUUCGUUGGAGGGUAAAGCAUCUACAGAAGGCAGUACAAGUAAAGCAAGAAAAGGAAAAACUGAUGACACUGACGACGAUGAUGUCAUCCUCCUCAGCACCACCACGUACCUCCAUUUUGCGAUCCAAGCUCUCUUGUCUAAAAGCGUUUGACAUUGAUUUUACUGUCGCAACAUGUACAGUGAUCGCCUUUUGUAAAAAGAAAAAAAAGUUAUAUUUCAUAGCUUUAAGAUGUGUCCAAAGUGUAAAGCUUUGACAAUAGACCUGAGGAAGGGACAUAGGGGACAAAGAACUAUAUAUAGUCAGCUGUGUAAGAACUCAGCUCGUUUUUUGUGUGUGUGUGUGUUUUGCUGCAGAGUCAUGUGCAGAACAGUAUGAGGCUAUUUAAACCAGGCAAAAAGAACAGACUCGACAGACUCAUCUGAGGUGCUGUACGGGCUCCUGUGCAAGACGUUGUCGAAACAACAUUAAAGGAUUAACAUUAGCGUGCUAUCGGGAUUAAAGCAUUUUGGAAUGAAUCCUUUACUUCAAACUUCAGUCGUGUUUUCCUGGAGAGAUGGCUAACAGUGGCCUCCGGCCAAAGCUAAGCUUUAUCCAUCCAGAGCUCAGUCAAUGUCAUGCUGGAGAAACCAUGAAAGACUCGUGGAGAAAAGGGGAUUGUACUCUCUUCGACUCUAUUCCUGCACCUCUGGAUCUGUAAGCAUGCCUAACAUUAAUGUGGUUGAAACUGUAUUUUCUGCCUUUCUUAUUGGGAUAGUUUCCAUUCAGUAUUGGUCACCCCUUUGCCAAUACGCUGCACAUGGCACUCAAAACUAGAAAAUGGUGGGGAGUUUUCCUUUCUUCCUUUUUUUUUUGGUCUGCAGUCAUAAAGUACUUACAAAUGCAAAUUUCUCCUAUGUGGACACUAAAGAAACGUGAUUAAAAUUUGCCAUUUUCCCUAGAUGGCAUCCUUCACAGGUCCUUACCUGCUGAUUGGCGUUAAGCCCCUGAUCUCCUGUCAAGUCACCUGGAAUGCAAUAAAGAGAGAUGUGAAUGUGUUGAAGUGCAGCACUCCCAGACAUCACGGCAGGAAAGCACCACAGUGAGCUUGGCUGUGGUGAUUCCACUGCACAACCUGUAUAAAAAAAUAGGAAUUACCUGGUCUGUUGCUCAGCGCUAGCUUUCGUCCUACACACCUCAUAGCUUUUAUUUUUUUAUGUCUUUUAGAAAGACAACAAGAUUCUGCUCGUACGCCUUUUAUGUAUUUUUACCAGUGAUUGUAAAUAGUUGUUAUAUUUUUGUUUAAGAGAAUGUUUAAAGAUAAAAAAGGAAAAUGCCUUUUAUUUCUCCAAGUCUACUGAUAUGAAUUUGGAUGAUGAAUAAACUGUUA
Lampris incognitus (smalleye Pacific opah) is the source of this 6960-nucleotide messenger RNA. It is a transcript of the gene rapgef6, whose product is annotated as Rap guanine nucleotide exchange factor (GEF) 6. NCBI's taxonomy places the organism in Eukaryota, Metazoa, Chordata, Actinopteri, Lampriformes, Lampridae. Gene Ontology annotation, molecular function: guanyl-nucleotide exchange factor activity; protein binding. The coding region runs from base 61 to 5226 and encodes 1721 amino acids. The record is from RefSeq and is a predicted model, not a curated record. Gene Ontology annotation, biological process: positive regulation of ERK1 and ERK2 cascade; small GTPase-mediated signal transduction. The transcript has 31 exons.